This is a messenger RNA of Balearica regulorum gibbericeps (East African grey crowned-crane), 2390 nucleotides long. The record is from RefSeq and is a predicted model, not a curated record. NCBI's taxonomy places the organism in Eukaryota, Metazoa, Chordata, Aves, Gruiformes, Gruidae.
CCAUGGAUGUAUAGUCUCCACAAUCAAACUGUUUCUUCCAGAUGGAAUGGAAGCUCGAUUGCGAUCAGAUGUUAUCCAUGCUCCAUUACCAAGUCCUGUUGACAAGGUUGCUGCUAACACUCCCAGUAUGUAUUCUCAGGAAUUGUUUCAGCUUUCACAGUAUCUACAGGAAGCCUUACAUCGGGAACAAAUGUUGGAGCAGAAGCUGGCAACCCUUCAGCGACUACUUGCUGUCACGCAAGAGGCUUCAGAUACUAGUUGGCAGGCUUUAAUAGAUGAAGACAGGCUGCUAUCAAGAUUAGAGGUUAUGGGAAAUCAAUUACAGGCAUGUUCAAAGAAUCAAACAGAAGACAGUAUACGAAAAGAGCUUAUAGCAUUACAAGAAGACAAACACAACUAUGAGACAACAGCCAAAGAGUCCCUGAGGCGGGUCCUUCAGGAGAAAAUCGAAGUGGUCAGAAAACUGUCUGAAGUGGAGCGGAGUUUAAGUAAUACAGAAGAUGAAUGUACUCACCUGAAAGAAAUGAAUGAGCGGACUCAGGAAGAAUUAAGAGAAUUAGCCAAUAAGUACAAUGGGGCUGUAAAUGAAAUUAAAGAUCUUUCUGACAAGCUAAAGGUAGCAGAAGGAAGACAAGAAGAAAUCCAACAGAAAGGACUGGCUGAGAAAAAAGAAUUGCAGCAUAAAAUAGAUGAAAUGGAAGAGAGAGAGCAAGAGCUUCAAGCAAAAAUAGAAGCUUUGCAGGCUGAUAAUGACUUCACCAAUGAGCGGCUAACUGCUUUACAAGUACGGUUAGAACAUCUUCAAGAGAAAACUCUUAAAGAACACAGCAGCUUAGGCAUACAAGUUGACGACUUCAUACCUAAAAUUAAUGGGAGCACAGAGAAAGACAAGAUCAUAGAUGAAGGACAUCUAACCAAAGUGGAAGAAACAAAGCUUUUGAAAGAGAGUCAAGCAAGAGUCAAAGAAUCUGAUUUGUCAGACACUCUUAGUCCAAGCAAGGAAAAAAGCAGUGACGACACUACAGAUGCCCAAAUGGAUGACCAAGAUCUAAACGAACCUAUUGCUAAAGUAGCUCUUCUAAAAGAUGAAUUGCAGGGUGCACAAUCAGAGACUGAGGCUAAGCAAGAAAUUCAGCAACUGCACAAGGAGCUGAUUGAAGCCCAAGAGCUAGCUAGGACAAGUAAACAAAAAUGCUUUGAACUUCAAGCACUAUUGGAAGAAGAGAGAAAAGCAUAUCGAGUGCAAGUUGAAGAAUCCAACAAGCAAAUAAAUGUUCUGCAAGCUCAGUUGCGAAGAUUACAAGAAGAUAUUGAGACUCUUCGUGAGGAAAAGGAGAAUGAAAUUUCAAGCACUCGAAAUGAACUAGUCAGUGCUCAAAAUGAGAUUCUGUCACUUCAACAAGUAGCAGAAAAGGCAGCAUCAGAACGAAAUACAGAUAUUUCUGCAUUGCAAGAUGAGCUGCAAACAGUGCGAGCGGAACUUGAACGGUGGCGGAAAGAUGCCUCAGAGUAUGAAAAAGAAAUUGUCAGUUUGCAAGCCAGUUUUCAGCUCAGGUGUCAGCAGUGUGAGGAUCAGCAGAAGGAAGAGGCUACUCGCUUAAAAGGUGAACUUGAAAAGUUGAAGGCAGAGUGGAGUGCUCUGGAAGCUGAAUGUGUUACACUAAGGAAGGAAAAUACUUUGCUUACAUCUGAAGUUCAGCGACAAGAGAAGGAGCUUUCUAGCUCUCAGAAACAGAGUUUAGCGCUAACCAGCGAUAUAAGUGUUCUUGAAAUGUCUCGAAAGGAACUUGAAAAUCAGAUGGGAUCUUUGAGAGAAAAACAUCAACGGGAUGCAGCUAGUCUGAAAAGCCAACUCAGUGAAGCUGAGAGUCAAGCAAAAGAUGUUCAGAAAGAGUAUGAAAGAACACAGACUGUGCUCUCAGAGCUGAAGGCGAAGUAUGAGAUGGCUGAACAAAAAAAUCAGUCACUCACAGAAGAGCUGAAACAAUGUAAAGAAAACCUGAAGCUGCUACAAGAAAAAGGAAACAACCCUUCCAUAUUACAACCCGUCCCAGCCGUAUUCAUCGGCCUAAUCCUGGCUUUCCUGUAUUGGUGUUACGGCCCAUUGUGGUAGCGAAAGAGACAAUGGCCUUGGAUGCCUGUGAUGGCAGCUUUGGUUGCUGUAACAGCCGUGGUGCUGUACCCAGGCCUAACCAGAGCUUCUCCAUGAGAACUGUUGUUGAAUCCAUACACCGUCCUCCCUUUAGAAGCUGGCAACAUUCAUAUACUGAGGGAAAACAGAUUAAUUCUCUUCCUUUUUACCUCUUAAUACAGCACAGCUCUGCGUGAGAACAGCAGUAGGGUCAUUUGCUUUAAACUGUAUAAAAUGUAUCUGUCUAUAAAGAGGGAAU